AUGCUGCUGCGUUCUACAUGGCCGUGCACUCAGUUAUGUUUUUACAGGCACUCCUGUGCGCCGGCUCUCAGAUGUUCUCAGGUUCUGGCGUAUCAAGCAGCUCGUGCCGUGUGGCCAGAGCUUGCCAUCUUGGAUCCGAUUGUUGGAGGGCUCACCCUGGUGUUGGUCGCCCAUCAGGCCUUCAUCCUGAACUGGUGGGUCCAAAGUGGUCAGAUGCACCGAGUAGACGCCUUCCUGGUGCCUGGCAUUUUCAAUCUCCCAGUAUCUUUGCACCUCCUGGCUGGCAGCCAGGUAUGGUGGGAAGAGCUUUGCAGCCGAUAUGAAGCCUGGCCAGAGUUCUUCUUUUCGGGCAAUUUUGCCGUCGCAUGGGCUUGCGCUAUGGUGACGCUGGUGCUGUCAUUGUACGAGAGGAGGGUCAUCAGUCUGGAGCUGCGGAGCUUGCUGAUGCUGACCUUCCCCGCAGUGGUGUUCCUCACGGUCUUUCUUCGCGCGUCGGUUUUGCUGCCGCAUGCGCUGGAAGAGAACCUUUGGCUGCUGCUGACACUGAACCCGUGA
Molecule: messenger RNA, 555 nt
Organism: Symbiodinium pilosum
Lineage: Eukaryota; Dinophyceae; Suessiales; Symbiodiniaceae
Source: the annotation of a GenBank genome assembly